AUGUUCAACAGUAUUAAGAAAUUUUAUAACAAGGAUAACUUCGAUUAUUCGCACGGCUAUGUGGACCCUUUCAAGUUUCACAAAACCUGUUAUAUGUUCCUCAAAGCCUUUCAGGUUGUGGAUCAACCUAUCCCAAAAUGGACAUUUAUUUUGAAAACGUUCAUACUGUUCUGCGGGGCUAGCGCUCUUCUUAUGCUAACUAUAUCACUGUACCAUGGGAUUGAGAGCCGCGACAUAGCUCACAUAACCGAAGCGGGGACGUAUGAGUUGAUUAUGUUGUAUAAGCUUUUAAUCCUGUCGUGCACUAAAUCGAAUUUGUUAGACUAUCACAAUUUACUAAGAAUUAUACGAGAAGAUUUUCAGUAUGUGUGUAACAGAGGUAGCAAAUACAGAACAAGGUUUUUUGAAAACCAACUCACUAUUUGGAAGGUCUGUCUAUUCAGUAUCCUGUUCAUGGGAUCCGUUGGGCUCGGAAUGAUGAUAUUCUCUGUUACUGCAUUAUUGUGGUAUUUGUCUUUUCACAAUCCAGAGUUAAGUGGAAAGCGUCCUUUACCCUUCCCGUUCUGGGCAUUCGAAACGGAUUUCGGGAAGUCACCAUUGUACGAAAUAUGUUUGAUUUAUUCAAAUAUGUGUGUUGUUGCAUACAUAUCGAAUUACUUGUUUAUGAUGCAGAUCCAAAUAUUAUGGAUAGGCGAGAUUGCGACCAAAGCAGAUUUAGUUAUUUGGAGCAUCGAAGAUCUAAUGAAAGGAAUCCGUCCAGCGGUCAACAAACGAGAGCAAUAUUACUUUUCGACUUUAAUCAAAUACAGAAUGUCUGAAAUUUUACGGUUGCAUCAUUCAAUGAUUGAUCUUAUGAUGUACUACGCUCGGGUUUACACAAAAUUAUUAAUGUUCGAGCAAAAAGUUUGUGCACCCGUGGUUUGCCUGAGCGCCUACUGCACCACAGAGAAACUUCAAGAUGGCCAGUUUAAUCCAAUAUCCAUGCUGUUGUGUAUUGCAACCAUAAUAUCCGUGUUUAUACCGAGUUACUUGUGCAAUUUCCUGUCUCUGAAGGUAAGUUCGAUUGGCUUUGCGUGUUGGAAUAUUCCGUUUUGGCAAGCGACGCCAGUGAUACGCCCCUACUUAGUCCUCAUUAUGCAACGGUCUUUGCGACCCCUGCCCAUUAAAGCGCCUGGCUUUGAAGAGGUAUCUAUUGAAACAUUUUCAAACAAAAUGGCUUCAGCGUAUUCCUUUUACAACAUGCUCAGACAAGCAAAUAUUUAA
Molecule: messenger RNA, 1263 nt
Organism: Zerene cesonia (dogface butterfly)
Lineage: Eukaryota; Metazoa; Arthropoda; Insecta; Lepidoptera; Pieridae
Exons: 8
Coding region: 1-1263 (420 amino acids)
Biological process (GO): sensory perception of smell; detection of chemical stimulus involved in sensory perception of smell
Cellular component (GO): plasma membrane
Molecular function (GO): olfactory receptor activity; odorant binding
Source: RefSeq, a predicted model, not a curated record